Molecule: messenger RNA, 4924 nt
Organism: Equus caballus (horse)
Lineage: Eukaryota; Metazoa; Chordata; Mammalia; Perissodactyla; Equidae
Gene: EPHA8
Product: EPH receptor A8
Biological process (GO): ephrin receptor signaling pathway; protein phosphorylation; axon guidance
Cellular component (GO): dendrite; plasma membrane
Molecular function (GO): transmembrane-ephrin receptor activity; protein binding; ATP binding
Source: RefSeq, a predicted model, not a curated record
CGCCCCCGCCCGCCCGGCCGGCCAUGGCCCCCGCCCGGGGCCGCCUGUCCCUCGCGCUCUGGGUCGUCACGGCCGCGGCGGCGGCGGCCACCUGCGUGUCCGCGGCGCGCGGCGAAGUGAACUUGCUGGAUACGUCAACCAUCCACGGGGACUGGGGCUGGCUCACGUAUCCGGCUCACGGGUGGGACUCCAUCAACGAGGUGGACGAGUCCUUCCGGCCCAUCCACACGUACCAGGUGUGCAACGUCAUGAGCCCCAACCAGAACAACUGGCUUCGCACCAGCUGGGUGCCCCGCGACGGCGCCCGGCGCGUCUACGCUGAGAUCAAGUUCACGCUGCGGGACUGCAACAGCAUGCCCGGCGUGCUGGGCACCUGCAAGGAGACCUUCAACCUCUACUACCUGGAGUCGGACCGCGAUCUGGGCUCCAGCACGCAGGAGAGCCAGUUCCUCAAGAUCGACACCAUCGCGGCCGACGAGAGCUUCACGGGUGCGGACCUGGGCGUGCGGCGCCUCAAGCUCAACACGGAGGUGCGCGGCGUGGGCCCCCUCAGCAAGCGUGGCUUCUACCUGGCCUUCCAGGACAUCGGCGCCUGCCUCGCCAUCCUGUCCCUCCGCAUCUACUACAAGAAGUGCCCCACCAUGGUGCGCAACCUGGCGGCCUUCUCGGAGGCGGUGACAGGCGCCGACUCGUCCUCGCUGGUGGAGGUGCGGGGCCAGUGCGUGCGGCACUCUGAGGAGCGGGACACGCCCAAGAUGUACUGCAGCGCCGAGGGCGAGUGGCUGGUGCCCAUCGGCAAGUGCGUGUGCAGCGCCGGCUACGAGGAGCGGCGGGACGCCUGUGUAGCCUGUGAGCUAGGCUUCUACAAGUCGGCUCCUGGGGACCAGCUCUGCGCCCGCUGCCCUCCCCACAGCCACUCUGCGGCCCCCGCUGCCCAGGCCUGCCGCUGCGACCUCAGCUACUACCGUGCAGCCCUGGACCCACCCUCUGCAGCCUGCACCCGGCCACCCUCGGCACCCGUGAAUCUGAUCUCCAGUGUGAAUGGGACGUCCGUGACACUGGAGUGGGCCCCUCCCCUGGACCCGGGUGGCCGCAGUGACAUCACCUACAACGCCGUGUGCCGCCGCUGCCCCUGGACACUGGACCACUGCGAGACGUGCGGGAGUGGCACCCGCUUCGUGCCGCAGCAGACGAGCCUGGUGCAGGCCAGCCUGCUGGUGGCCAACCUUUUGGCCCACAUGAACUACUCCUUCUGGAUCGAGGCCGUCAACGGCGUGUCCGACCUGAGCCCCGAGCCCCGCCGGGCCGCCGUCGUCAACAUCACCACGAACCAGGCAGCCCCGUCCCAGGUGGUGGUGAUCCGCCAGGAGCGGGCGGGGCAGACCAGUGUCUCGCUGCUGUGGCAGGAGCCCGAGCAGCCCAAUGGCAUCAUCCUGGAAUACGAGAUCAAGUACUAUGAGAAGGACAAGGAGAUGCAAAGCUACUCCACCCUCAAGGCUGUCACCACCAGGGCCACCGUCUCGGGCCUCAAGCCGGGCACCCGCUACGUGUUCCAGGUCCGAGCCCGCACCUCUGCAGGCUGCGGCCGCUUCAGCCAGGCCAUGGAGGUGGAGACCGGGAAACCCCGACCCCGCUACGACACGCGGACCAUUGUCUGGAUCUGCCUGACGCUCAUCACAGGCCUGGUGGUGCUUCUGCUCCUGCUCAUCUGCAAGAAGAGGCACUGCGGCUACAGCAAGGCCUUCCAGGACUCAGACGAGGAGAAGAUGCGCUAUCAGAACGGGCAGGCACCCCCACCCGUCUUCCUGCCCCUGCACCACCCCCCGGGGAAGAUCCCGGAGCCCCAGCUCUGUGCGGAACCCCACACCUAUGAGGAGCCGGGCCGGGCGGGCCGCAGUUUCACCCGAGAGAUCGAGGCCUCCAGGAUCCACAUUGAGAAGAUCAUCGGCUCUGGAGAAUCCGGGGAAGUCUGCUACGGAUGGCUGCGGGUGCCGGGGCAGCAGGACGUGCCCGUGGCCAUCAAGGCCCUCAAAGCCGGCUACACAGAGAGACAGCGGCGGGACUUUCUGAGUGAGGCAUCCAUCAUGGGGCAGUUUGACCACCCCAAUAUCAUCCGCCUUGAAGGCGUCGUCACCCGUGGCCGCCUGGCAAUGAUCGUGACGGAGUACAUGGAGAAUGGUUCCCUGGACGCCUUCCUGAGGACCCACGAUGGGCAGUUCACCGUCAUGCAGCUGGUGGGCAUGCUCAGAGGCGUGGCCGCCGGCAUGCGCUAUCUCUCCGACCUGGGCUACGUGCACCGCGACCUGGCCGCCCGCAACGUCCUGGUGGACGGCAACCUGGUCUGCAAGGUGUCCGACUUCGGGCUCUCGCGGGUGCUGGAGGACGAUCCCGACGCCGCCUACACCACCACGGGCGGGAAGAUCCCCAUCCGCUGGACGGCCCCUGAGGCCAUCGCCUUCCGGACCUUCUCCUCGGCCAGCGACGUGUGGAGUUUUGGUGUGGUCAUGUGGGAGGUGCUGGCCUACGGGGAGAGGCCCUACUGGAACAUGACCAACCGUGACGUCAUCAGCUCUGUGGAGGAGGGGUACCGCCUGCCUGCACCCAUGGGCUGCCCCCGCGCCCUGCACCAGCUCAUGCUCGACUGUUGGCACAAGGACCGGGCCCAGCGGCCUCGCUUUUCCCAGAUCCUCAGUGUCCUCGAUGCCCUCAUCCGGAGCCCUGAGACUCUCAGGGCCACGGCCACUGUCAGCAGGUGCCCGCCCCCCGCCUUUGCCCGGAGCUGCUUUGACCUCCGAGGGGGCAGCGGGGGCCUCACCGUGGGGGACUGGCUGGACUCCAUCCGCAUGGGCCGCUACCGGGACCACUUCGCUGCUGGUGGCUACUCCUCUCUGGGCAUGGUGCUGCGUAUGAACGCUCAGGACGUGCGUGCCCUGGGCAUCACCCUCAUGGGCCACCAGAAGAAGAUCCUGGGCAGCAUCCAGACCAUGAGGGCCCAGCUGACCAGCACCCAGGGGCCCCGCCGGCACCUCUAACCCAAGGCCAGUGGGGCCUGGGCAGCACCCAGGCCAGCUCCAGGUCCAGGAGGACUUGCACGGCUGACCAGUGGUCGAGACAGCCCCAGGCCUCUGUCCCUCCUCUCAGGUGCCAGGAGGCCAAGGGCUUCAUGGCAGGAUGUGGAGUGAUCAGGGGUCAGGCUGCCUGCAAAGGGGCCUUGGGUGCCCAGUGUGGCCGGGACACCCGCCCCAGGGCAGAGGGCCCUCGCCUUCCCAGACGCUGGGACCUCAGCACCACCGAGCCCACACCCUGCCUCUGUGUGCGUGUGUGCGUGCCUGUGUGUUUGUGUGCUCUUGUGCUGUAGGGGUGUGUUCUCACGAGGUCGUGGUGACCUGUGUGAACAUGUGUGUGUGUGCGUGUGCAUGUCCAUCGGUCAGGUCCCAGCAUGGAUGUGUGCCAGUUAUGCUGCGCAUGCUUAUCCAUGUAGACUGGGGGCACAUGUGCCUGACCGUGAGUGGCAUGUCGUGAAGGAGGAUGCGUGUUAUAAGCCUGUGGGCAGAGAACUCCCUGUGGCGCUGCCCAUGGAAUGCAGGCCCGGGUCCCAGCACCUGCAGGGCCUGGGAGAGGCUCACGCCCCCUCCCCCCAUGCGUGGAGGCCGAGCCAGGGGCCACUUCUGAACCAAACCAGCACCAGGCCCACCUUUGUCUCUGCCCGGGUGAGCCCACCCCCGGCUCUAUCUCAGGUCCGAGCCCUCCUUCUAGCUGGCAGGGGGGCCACCUGCAGCCUCCACCUGCCUCCCACCGCUGCUUCAACAGGAAAACAGGGUUCCCGGCCAGCCCUCUGGCCGCCUUCUGAGGAGGCAUCGCCAAGGUCAUAAGAUGCCCUCAGCUGCACCAGGCUGCCGGGCCAGGGGCCAGGGGCCACCACCUUCCCCCUAGUCUCUGAUGCCCUUCCAUGGCCCAGGGCUCCUCACUUGGACGUCCCUCUGCCAGCCUCAUUGCCCAGCCCUAACCUCCCCCACAGCCCCACUCCUGGGGUCAGGGACAUGACAUCACAUCCUAGCUUUUCAGCCCCAAAUCCACCUCUGCUGUGCCAUCUGGGGAGAUGGAGGCUGAGAGAGCAGUGUGCCUUGUCCAAGGUCACAUGGCGGCCAAGUUUCCGAGCUGAGGCCUCUGCCUCCCAGCCCAGGGUUCUUUCCCCGGCAACAUCCCACAUGGACAGCUAUGGGUGCAAAGGGGCUUGGGAAGCCCCCCAGUCAGAGACUGACCCUCCCCCUUACGGCCCACCAGGGUAUGUAAAUAUCUUUUUUGUACCAUGUCAGAGUAUUUUUUCCUCACUCUUGACAAUGCAAAAAUGGUCGUCAAAGCACAUAAAAGUCACCAGGGUGAGAAAGCCCCAUCCCAGGGGAGGCUUGGCAGGCAGGGUCCAAGGAACCCCACCGGGCAGGAUGCCGGGUGCCCCCUGCCGCCCCGAGGGAGGGCCAGCCCAGCCCCCACCCCUUGCCCCACCCUCCCCGUAGCCAGCACAGCUGUUCCGCGGAGACACCAGCACUGAGACCCCCCUCUCCUUCCUGCAAUAAUUUGGGGGGAUCUCAGCCCCGCCCAGGGGCCGCGGCCAGCUCUCUGCACCUCUAUAUAUUAUAUUACUAUAUAGCCAAGCUGCUCUUCCUUCCUAUGGAAGUCGGAAACAUGGUCAGGACACGAUCCGGGGAGGACCCUGUUUUCCUCCCACCCCCACCCCACUCUCACCCAGUUCCUGGGCUCUGGAUCCUCACGGUCGGGGGGACACAGUGGGCCUGGCACUUGCCAAAGUGUAGCCCCUGCCCCUGGCAUGAGUUGCCCCUCAGGAUCCCAGAGAUCUGUCUCUCUGUGAUCUCCAUCCUGAGUCUUGAACUUGCCCACAAUGAGAAUAAAUUCUGCCUCAUCUUUG